Molecule: messenger RNA, 327 nt
Organism: Gloeophyllum trabeum ATCC 11539
Lineage: Eukaryota; Fungi; Basidiomycota; Agaricomycetes; Gloeophyllales; Gloeophyllaceae
Exons: 1
Source: RefSeq, a predicted model, not a curated record
ACUCGGAACAGGGACUUCAAGACUGUGAAUGUAUGGUUUCAGAACAGACGUCAGACUGGAAAGAAGAUCAUGGACCUCGCCGGAACCUCUCCCGAGACCAUCGCAUCUGCCCAACUCCUGCGUCUGUAUCAAACUCCUACCGUUGAGGCGGACUGUACGAGAAAGCGAAAGGCCACGGACGAGAACGUCCAUGCACCGAUUGGCGCCACCCUACUCAAGAAUCUUGCAGCUCUACCCGUGUAAUCUCAGAAUCCGGAAACCUCUCCAGCGAUACCAGGAACAUGUCAAGCGGACUUGGGCUGGCCAAUAUCCCGCCUCAGGGAUGCA